AUGCAGCCCACCUCGAAGGAGGUCAAAGUGAGGCACUGGACGUGCAAGCUGUGCGAGUACAGCAAAAACACGGAGGACAUGACUGAAUGCAAGAACUGUGGCCGUCCACGUGGCCACAAUCCAGAAAGGUAUCAGCAGCGAUUGAAGGAGAUUCGCACAUGGACGGAGGAGGACGAGCCAGAAGAAGAGGGCGGAAUCGUGGAGUAUUGCGGCCUCAUCGUAGGUCUGUUCAUCCUUCUCCUUAUCAUUGCCAUCCUGGUCUGGGCAUAUUACCAAGAUCAGAAGGAAAAGCACACCGAGACCGCGACCGUGUGCCCGCUGCCCAGCAAGUGGUGCUGUGCUAUAGAUGACGACCCCGAUGCAUCUGACGACGACUGGGCCCUGCAGGCGGCUGCACUCGAAGUGGGCUAUGAGGACGGGACAUAUCAGCUGGGCCAAGGUAGCUCCCAGAGUGCAGGGUUGCAGAGCCCUGGAAUACUUGCGGCGCGGGCGGAUGCCGCAGUCGAAGAGGGUGAGGAUCCGGGGAAUCCGGGCAAGUUGUCCGCGGCAGCUCAGCAGGACGCUGCAUCUUCCAAUUUGCCUACUGCCGGGCCUGCUGUGCCACUCCGGCCUACAGAGCUACGGGAGCUUAGUACCGAGGUCCCGCGAGAGCCUUCCUGGCCCUCGGACGGGCCUUCGUCCUGGAAGCAAGCGCAGGCCUCAACACCGACCUCCGUCUCCUCAGGAGCUCAGGCAGCUGCUGGUGAAAGCCACACAUCCGGUACCGCACAGGGCUCCCGAUCAGACAACCCAGCAUGGGAGGCUUCGCCGAGCUCCAAGGUGGAGGCGGUGGAGGUGCCUGAACCCGGCAACAAACACAAGUGCACGCCCAAGAAUCCAUUCUGGGUGCAGCCCGAGGUCAUUCAGAAGAAGCCGAGUUCUCGCAGGAGCCGCUUGGGCCACCACCAAGAAGGUUGCGAUGGCCUGAAUCACUACCUUUCUGGAGCGGGUCUGCUGCGGUGUCUCAGUGAUGUUGUCGAUGCCGGUGAUCGAAAUCACGAGAUUGAAAUUGCGGAGGAAGAGCUGACGACGGUGCAUAUAAGCAGCUGGGAGCAGCGCCUGGACUGGAGAAGCUUUCUCAGCGAGGCUGUGGCUUCAAGCCUGGCUCGACAAGCAUUCAUGAAUUUCGAUGUCGAGGCGGAGCCUCCGGCAUAUGCACGACCACCUCCGUCCUCCAAAGAGAGUUCGAAGCAACAGACCGGCAACCGGUGCGUUGCACCCAAUGGCUCGGGUGCGGUGCCCAAGAGCAAGAGGGGCGUCGAGGGUGCCGUCGUGUUCUUCACUGCGCGACGUCAUGCCGUUUGCCAGGAUGGAUGCCCAGCUGAGUCGUUGAGUCAGACAUUGCCUGUGCAGCCCAGUCAGCACAUUUCUCUUCACAGUUGUCGAAGCUGUCAACACUCAUCAUUUUGCGAGAGGCAGCUUUCACUCCGAGUUUCACCUGACGACAACCUAGACACAGAUGCCAAACACUCUUUGCACUGCUUGCCGGUCCUGGAAAGCCGCAGAGUGGGUAGCAGCCACAUGGCUUUCGGGUCCAGGAGCCUUGCGGAAUGA
Symbiodinium sp. CCMP2592 is the source of this 1593-nucleotide messenger RNA. Lineage: Eukaryota; Dinophyceae; Suessiales; Symbiodiniaceae. The record is from the annotation of a GenBank genome assembly.